AUGGACAGCUGCGCCUAUCUUUCUCUCCAGGUCGGAGAUAGAUUGACAGAAGGCCGCUAUCGACGGGUUCAUAAGCUUGGGCAUGGAGGGCACUCCACUAUAUGGCUGGCCCGUGAUCUACAAAAUUCCAGAUAUGUCGCCGUGAAAGUCAUCAUUGCAUUUUCCAGUGGUAACACAGAUGAACCUGGUCUGCUUCGCUACCUAAGAGCGUCAUCGGAAAAGCCUGGAGGGGAUCUUGUCCGGCCUCUCCUCGACGAGUUUUGGGUUGCUGGCCCCGUUAAGAGGCAUAGAUGCUGGAUUGAGCUUUUUUCAGCCCAGCUUGCGCAGUCAAUAAUCGAUCAACUCAUUCCUGGAAUUGCUUUUCUUCAUAGUGAAAAUAUUGCCCAUGGCGAUAUGUAG
This is a messenger RNA of Aspergillus piperis CBS 112811, 399 nucleotides long. Its product is annotated as kinase-like protein. Lineage: Eukaryota; Fungi; Ascomycota; Eurotiomycetes; Eurotiales; Aspergillaceae. The record is from RefSeq and is a predicted model, not a curated record. Gene Ontology annotation, biological process: spliceosomal complex assembly; regulation of mRNA processing; protein phosphorylation. Gene Ontology annotation, molecular function: protein kinase activity; ATP binding. The transcript is spliced from 3 exons. Bases 1 to 399 code for a protein of 132 amino acids.